Messenger RNA from Chelmon rostratus (copperband butterflyfish), 4730 nucleotides. RefSeq names its product component of oligomeric golgi complex 7 (gene cog7). Lineage: Eukaryota; Metazoa; Chordata; Actinopteri; Chaetodontiformes; Chaetodontidae. Gene Ontology annotation, cellular component: COG complex. Bases 287 to 2596 code for a protein of 769 amino acids. Gene Ontology annotation, biological process: intracellular protein transport; retrograde vesicle-mediated transport, Golgi to endoplasmic reticulum; Golgi organization. The transcript is spliced from 17 exons. The record is from RefSeq and is a predicted model, not a curated record.
UGUCAAGUGUCAGUAGUAGCACUGCCAGCAUCAAACAUUCAGAAAUAUGUCUCUACUUUUCAUCCUUUAGAGCCGUAGACGUUUAAAAAUAACUCUGGAGGAAGCCGUCGCCUUGUUGGAACUAUAUUUAGUUGUAAUGAUAAUUUCAUUUUCCUGGGCUAUUUAUUUUAUAUUCGUGUCGAAGCCAUUGUUUGGGAAAAACUAGCUAACGUUAGCAAUGUGUCGAUGACACAGACUGCAGUGCAGCAGAGGAGCUUCUUGCACGAACGUUAGUGAAGGAGGCCGAAUGGAUUUCUCCAAGUUUCUGGACGAUGAAUUUGACGUUAAAGACUGGGUGAAUGGCGCCUUCAAGGUGGUGCAGAAGGACGCGCCGGGGAAGGCGGACACACACGCAGCCACACUGGUCAUGAAACUGCAGCUUUUCAUCCAGGAAGUCAACAAUGCCAUUGAGGAGAGCAGCAAUCAGGCCCUCCAAAAUAUGCCCAGAGUGCUGCGAGACGUGGAGGCUUUGAAACAGGAAGCUUCUUUCCUUAAGGAGCAAAUGGUUCUGGUCAAAGAGGACAUCAAGAAGUUUGAGCAAGACACCGUGCAGUCAAUGCAGGUCCUGGUGGAGAUAGAUCAGGUGAAGAGCCGCAUGCAUCUAGCAGCUGAAGCUCUGCAGGAGGCAGACAAAUGGAGCACGCUGAGUGCAGACAUUGAGGAGACCUUCAAAACACAGGACCUUGCUGUAAUUUCCUCCAAGCUGACCAGCAUGCAGAACAGCCUGGCCAUGUUGGUGGACACACCGGACUACUCCGAAAAAUGUGUCCACCUGGAGGCUCUGAAAAACAGACUGGAGGCCCUGGCCAGCCCACAGAUAGUAGCAACCUUUAAUUCCAUGUCUAUAGUCGAAGCCAAGCUGUUUGUUAAAGUCUUCACAGAGAUAGAUCGAAUGCCACAGCUCCUUGCCUACUACUACAAGUGUCACAAGGGCCAGCUGGUGAGCAUGUGGCAGGAUCUCUCUCAGAGCGAGCUCAGUCUGAACCAGCAGCUGUCUGAAUUCUACGACACUUUGCUCUCCUCGUGGCACUCUCAGCUACAGUGGAGCAGCCAGGUGUUCAAGAACCCGUAUGAGGUGGUGACAGUGUUGCUGAUCCAAACUCUGGGGGCCAUGGUGCCAUCCAUCCCCGUGUGCUUGAGCACGGCCGUGGAGCGCGCAGCCCAAGAGCAGCGUCUCGACACCCUGCUGGAACUCCAUCACACCACGUCCACCUUCGGACACAGCCUGGAGGCCGCCAUGCUGCCACACCUGGGUGAGAACAAUCUGCUGAAGGUGAAUGAGCUGGUCUGCGCGCUGUACGACCCCUACAAACCUUAUCAACUACAGUAUGGCGAUCUGGAGGAAGCUCACCUCCUGAUCCAGAUCAGCGCUGUACCUUUGGAGCACGGGGAGGUAAUUGAUUGUGUGGAAGAGCUGAGCCACUCUGUUGGCAAGUUGUUCGGCCUGGCCAGCGCUGCUGUGGACCGCUGUGUCAAACUGACUGACGGACUGGCGGUGUGUGGCCUCCUCAAAGCCCUCAAGGCCCUCUUCACCAAGUAUGUGUCUGACUUCUCCACAACACUGCAGUCAAUCAGAAAGAAGUGUAAACUGGAAGAUGCUCAAAGUUCAUCUGUUUUCCAGGAGGACUGGACAGCCUUCCAGAACUCUGUCAGGAUUAUUGCCACUUGUGGAGAAUUACUUAGACAAUGUGGAGCCUUUGAGCAGCAGCUGUCAAACAAGAUCCUGGGCACGGCGGGUAAAUACUUGUCAGAGUCAUACAGCCCACGCAGCCUGGCGGGCAUCCAGGAGGCCAGCUCCACAGAGAGGAAGAGCGCCACCAAGAACCCCUGGCAGGAAUACAACUACCUUCAGAGGGGAAACAUGGCUGAAUACAACAGCCUGAUGGAGGUCCUCUACUCCCUAAAGGAGAAGGGUACAGGUAACUCCAGCCUGUUAGCAGAGUCCAGAUCUGCUCUGACCAGACUCAACCAGCAGGCCAACCAGCUGGCCUUCGACUCCGUCUUCCUGCAGAUCAAACACCAGCUCUGCCUCGUCUCCAAGAUGGAGAGACAAGAGGCAGCUGGUUUUGGAGAGAGCUACCAAGAGGAUCUGCCUACUUUCAGCCUGUCACCGCAGGAAUACAUUACAAAUAUUGGGCAGUAUCUGAUGUCUCUGCCUCUCCACUUGGAGCCAUUUGUGACUCAGGAGGACCCGGCACUAGAGAUGGCCCUACAUGCUGGGAAGCUGCCUUUCCCUCCAGAACAAGGCGACGACCUUCCCGAGCUGGACAACACAGCCGACUACUGGCUGGGCUCCAUCGCUCGGGCAACCAUGCAGACUUACUGUGAUGCCAUCCUGCUCAUUCCUCAGCUGAGCCCCCAUUCCACUAAACAGCUGGCCACAGAUAUCGACUACCUGAGCAAUGUGAUGGACGCUCUGGGCCUGCAGCCUUCCCGCAGCCUGCAGCACAUCGUCACCCUGCUGAGGGCCAAACCAGAAGACUACAGACAAACCGCCAAGCUGCUUCCCCGUCGCCUGUCCUCCACCAUCGCUGCCCUCCGGUGCAUCGACUACUAACAGCAAGGGAAGGAAAGAUAGACCCUGUAGGUAUAGUGGCUGUCAGAGCGGCACCAGGACUCGCAGGCGAUUUUGACCCAUUCCCAGGUUGUUUACGAAAUGAAGAAGAUUAUGAUAUCAAUAAUAGCUGGUUAUGUUACAGCCAAUUAAGUCUCAAAUUUGGGGCUGCAGCAUUUUAGGAUUAUAGUCCUGUCCGAGUGGGAUUCACAGGAAUGUUAAGAGAUUGAAAUCAGGGUGGUUCAGACUUUUUUAUACUGAUUAUUGUUGAGCGAGACUUUGAAUGAUGUCUCACCAGUGAUGAUGCCUUCAAGUCAAGCCAGAGGAUGAAAGCCUCUUGACUAUACAUGUUUAAUUUUCUGCAGUUUUAAGUUGCUGAUGCAUCAAGGGAAGGAACAAAAUGUGCAUCAGAGGAUGUGUGCGAGUUGGAAAUCUCUACAGCCAAUAUGUAUUUGUUGUUAAUUAUUUGUCAUACUAAUAUAAUUCAUUCUAUUAAGGUUAUACUUCUGGUAUGAGCUGCAUUGUUUUCUGGUCAGUGUGAAGGUGAAGGGGUUGUAGUAAGGGCUGGGGAGAUAGUAUGGAUAAUCUCUGUGUGGACAUUUUCCCAUAUUUUUCCAUGCAGUAUUGUGAAAAUCUCUACAUAAAACACUGACAUAAACACUAAAAUAGAGCCUGCUGUGUUACUUUUCUUCAACUACACUGCUCACAAAAAUUAAAGGAGCACCUUAAAGAAACACAUAAGAUACAUCAGAUCAAAAUAUGAAGUUGGAUAUCUAUACCAAUAAUGACAGGGCACUGUUUUAGGAACAAAAGGAUGCCAAGUCUUUUAAUGGAAAUAAAAGUUUUCAGCUUACAGAGGGCGCAAUUGUGUAGACACCGUAAAAUCAGAGUGAAAUGAAGAUGUUAAGGGCUAGUCCAUUUUUUCCAAAACUUAAUUUUUGCCACUCAAAAUGCUUUUCAGUAUCUUGUGUGGCCCCCACGAGCUUGUAUGCAUGCUUGACAACGUCGCGGCAUGCUCCUAAUGAGACGACGGAUGGCGUCUUGUGGCAUUUCCUCCCAGAUCUGUGUGAGGGCAUCCCUGAGCUGUUGUACAGUCUGAGGAGCAACCUGGCGGCGCCUAAUGGACCGAAACAUAAUGUCCCAGAGAUGUUCUAUUGGGUUUAAGUCAGGGGAUCGUGAAGGCCAUUCAAUUGUUUCAAUUCCUUCAUCCUCCAGGUACUGCCUGCAUACUCUUGCCACGUGAGGCCGGGCAUUGUCGUGCAUUAGGAGGAAACCAGGACCUACUGCACCAGCGUAGGGUCUGACAAUGGGUUCAAGGAUUUCAUCUCGAUACCUUAUGGCAGUCAGAGCACCAUUUCCUAGGCAGUAGAGGUCUGUGCGUCCCUCCAUGGAUAUGCCUCCCCAGACCAUCACUGACCCACCACCAAACCUGUCAUGUUGAACGACGUUGCAGUCAGCAUAGCGUUCUCCUUGUCUUCCCCAGACUCUUUCACGUCUAUCACAGGUGCUCAGGGUGAACCUGCUCUCGUCUGUGAAAAGUACAGGGCGCCAGUGGCGGACUUGCCAAUUCUGGUGUUCUUGAGCAAAUGCCAGUCGAGCUCCACGGUGCUGGGCAGUGAGCACAGGGCUCACUACAGGACGUCGGGCCCUCAGGCCACCUUCAUGAAGUCUGCUCCUGAUUGUUUGGGUAGAGACAUUCACACCAGUGGCCCUCUGGAGGUCAUUCUGUAGGGCACGAGCAGUGCUCAGCCUGUUCCGCCUUGCACGAAGGAGCAGGUAUCGGUCCUGCUGAGGGGUUGAGGACCUUCUACGGCCCUGUCCAGCUCUCCGAGAAUAACCACCAGUCUCCUGAAAUCUCCUCCAUGUUCUGGAGAUUGUGCUGGGAGACACAUUAAACCUUCUUGCUGCAGCACGGGUGGAUGUGCCAUCCUGGAGAAGUUGGACAACCUGUGCAACUUCUGUAGGGUUAAGGAAUCGCCUCAUACUGCCAGUAGGGAUAUUUACGCAAGCCAAAAUCAGCACGAGUGGAAAACCAGCCGAAAAAGAUGAAGAGGGAGAAACUUGAAAUGACCUCCACAUGUAAAACCAGUCCUGUUUUGAGGGUUUUCUAAUUGUUGCCACUGAAGUGCACCUGUUG